AUGGACUGGUUCAAACAACACUUUCAGCAACGUGCUCGUCGGCACCCAGAGGUUCAGCCAGGUGCUCCUCCUGAGUGGGCACCUGCAGCAGAACAAUCAUCCACAUACGGUCUUCAGAACGAAGCCUCAGACGAAAGUUACGAAACAGCCCUCGAGUUCUGUGAAAGACAUCCCAUUGAAUCGUCAGCAAUUCUACCCUCUCGAACCAUCACGGACAUUGACAGUAAUGGGUGCUUAGAAUGGCGAAUGCAAGCUCACGACUCUUCCCCUGUCUCCGUGAUCCAUAAUUCAGGUGGGAAGGGCGGACUCUCGCAGAUACGCUCUAGAGUGGGCUGCCCAGACACAUGUCUCCUCAGCAACCUGCCAAUCGUCGCUGGUCAAUAUCACUUCCCGAUCGAUGGUGGAGUAUACUUCGAGAUCACUGUAAACAAAAUGGCAGACCCAUCCAAAGGUGGUGUAAUCGCAAUUGGAACUGCUUGCAGACCGUACCCAUUAUGGAGGCUUCCAGGCUGGAAUCGAUUGAGCGCAGGCCUUCACCUCGACGACUUCCACAAAUUCUUUGAGGACCCAGAGGGCGGGCGUCCUUGCUUCCCACUGGGCUUUCCACCCAUUACGUCCGUCGUUGGCCAUACGAUCGGUUGCGCAUAUUCUUUCUACACAGGUACAAUGUUCUUCACAGUCGACGGUCAACGCCUGCCAGAUGCGUUUACCGGUAUAUAUUUGCAGAACCGCAGCGGGAUUGAUGUGUAUGCUGCUGUGGGUGUGUCUGGGGAGUGUGACGUCUUGGUAAAUUUUGGUAGUACAUCUUUCAAGUGGCUGGAAGGAAAUGAGUGGAGGUGGAGGGUGGAUAGGCAGGUGAGGAAGCUCCGUGAUGAUGUUGGAGAUCAGGAAGAACUGCCUGCGUACAGUGCACGUUAG
Molecule: messenger RNA, 918 nt
Organism: Suillus fuscotomentosus
Lineage: Eukaryota; Fungi; Basidiomycota; Agaricomycetes; Boletales; Suillaceae
Exons: 2
Coding region: 1-918 (305 amino acids)
Molecular function (GO): protein binding
Source: RefSeq, a predicted model, not a curated record